CCACCUGAUUGGCUGAAGGUCAAGACGCAUGCAAAGCAGCACGUCUUUUCCAAACAAUCAGGGGCUGGUGGAUAUCAAAUGCGUUCUCUUCGACCAAAAUAUUGUAAACAAUUGAUUCCUUGAAGCUUUUCGUCGUGUGAUCGCGUUAAAGGAUGGCGGAAAGCGAGGUGGACACGCCAAGCACCCCGAUAGAAUACGAGAACAAAUACUUCGAGUAUCAUGGAGUUCGACUCCCUCCUUUCUGCAGGGGCAAGAUGGACGAGAUCGCCAACUUUUCGUUAAGAAACAGCGACAUAUGGAUCGUCACGUACCCCAAAUCAGGUACGAGUUUGUUACAGGAGGUAGUGUAUUUGGUGAGCCAGGGAGCUGACCCAGAUGAGAUCGGGCUAAUGAAUAUUGAUGAGCAACUUCCUGUGUUGGAAUACCCACAACCGGGAUUGGAGAUUAUCCAGGAACUGACAUCACCUCGUCUGAUCAAAAGUCACCUGCCAUACCGUUUCCUGCCCACAGCAAUGCACAAUGGAGAAGGCAAGGUGAUCUACAUGGCCAGGAACCCUAAAGACCUUGUGGUGUCCUACUAUCAGUUUCAUCGCUCUUUAAGAACAAUGAGCUACCGUGGAACAUUCCAGGAGUUCUGCAGACGAUUCAUGAAUGACAAGUUGGGAUAUGGCUCCUGGUUUGAACAUGUUCAGGAGUUCUGGGAGCAUCGCAUGGACUCCAAUGUUCUCUUUCUGAAAUACGAGGACAUGUACAAGGAUCUGGGCACCCUGGUGGAGCAGCUGGCACGGUUUCUGGGUGUCUCCUGUGAUAAAGCGCAGCUGGAGAGUAUGGUGGAGAGCUGCAACCAGCUCAUAGAGCAGUGCUGUAACUCUGAGGCCCUGUCCAUCUACCGGGAGCUGAGAUAUUCUUCUAACAAUCCUCAUGCGUGUUCUGCAGAAGAAAGAAAGUCAUACACAUCUGGGAUGGCAUGAGUGUCGUGUUGGGCAGUGGAAGGACAUUUUCACUGUGUCCAUGAAUGACAAGUUUGAUGCUGUGUACCAACAGAAAAUGGCAAAGUCUGACCUUACCUUUGACUUUAAUCUGUGAGGAGGCGACUCAGUCUGUGGACUAUUUGUCAAUUGUUUAAGGAACAAACCAACCAAUCAGUUCACCUGCUGAUCUGCUGUGCUUAAUGUCACCUGAUGGACAUUCCCCAUCAUUGAGAUUUUAUCUUUACAUCCCUACCCUUUUGCUCUUAUUAGUUACACAAAAGUUACUUCUUAGAACUAAUAUAAGGUCAGUCCUUAGGCUUUGUUCAGACAGGGAGCAAAAAUCUGAUUUCUGGGCAUAUCUGACCCAAAUCUGACUAGUUUUUGGUAGUCUGAAAAAAGAAAAAAAAAAAGAAAAAAGAAAAACCUGAUCCAAGCCUCAUCCAAAUGUGUUUUCAAAUUAUUAAUUUUUUUUGGAAUGUGUCUCAGUCUGAACAGUCAGAUUGGAUUUAAUAUUUUUCCGUCGUAUAGGAAGCAACUCUUAUCUGCACAGUAUUGCCCGGAACUGUGUCUGAGUACACUCAGUUUACUAUUUUUUCACAGUCAGUCCUAAAAUUCAGAUUUAAAACCAAAUCGGAUUUGGUGCAGUGCGAACAAAGCCUAAAAGGCAUUUUCAGAGCUUUCUCUUGUGUGUAUUUGUAUAAACAGCAGUGCUUUAGACUGAAGUGUGAGCACAGUGCUUGUUGCGUUUGUACAUUUUACAGAGCUAUUCAUAUCCCAAAGGCGCUUAUGAAAUGUGUAUUUAUUAAAAAUCAUCAUGAAAUUAUUUUAGACUAUAUUCUAUAUGCUAAACGCUAAAACCCAUAUAACAAACUCUCAGAGAAAAUUCUUGUCUGACUGUCUGAGUGUUUGCAUUUCUCAGGAGGAUUCUUUAAAAUCAUUGGCUACCAGCUGCAACAAAUAUGCAGUCAUCCAAUCACAUCUCAGGUAGUGGAAACCUGACCCUAAUAAUGAAUGCUGAUUGGCAACUGUCCAAAAUAUCACAAAGCAUGUAUGUAUUCUAAUUUCGUUUCUUUUCAUGCACGUGUUUUUAAUGGCUAUACAGCUUUGACUUAAAUUUCUGUACAGCUAUUCAUUUACACUGCAGUAAAUGGUACUGAAUGUUUUUGUUAAAUAUACUCACUUGUGCAUGUUUUUCAUCUGGGAACUUGCACCUGCGAGAGUGUGUGUAUGAGCCUAUCAUUUCUACACAUUGCAUUGCACAAUCUCCCUCCGGCCCAGUCUGUGAAUCUGCCUAAAUGAGAAGGAAGAGCAUUUUGGGAACAUUUUACACUCAGUUACAUGCAUUUCAUGAUAUAAUGUGUCAGAAGUGUUGUUACGAGCAGGUAUCUCAUAAUUAGAUCAUUAUGUCUAAGUUUUAAAGCAUAAAAGAUGCAUUAGGUCAACAACGUUUCCUCAAAAUACCAGCACUCAUAACAGUCAGGUAUAAUCUCACAAAUGUUCACAUAUCAAUCAGGAAGCUCCAGUGGUUCACCUCAUCACAGGCCCAAAACUCAGAAUUUAAUCCUCAAUUAAAUUUCCAUGCAUUUUCUCUUUCAUUAUGACCAGUAUCAUGUCCCCUUUCCAAUAACUGCUUCUUGCCUCUGGACAUAUUUGUCUGGUGCCCCUAAAUGUCAGGAAACAUAACUCUUAUAGACUCUAAAUGGGGGCUCAAUAUUGAUUUCUUUUCUUUCUUGCUUGCUGGUUUAUUAAUAAAGUGACAUAUUUGGGCCUUGA
Messenger RNA from Myxocyprinus asiaticus (Chinese sucker), 2744 nucleotides. Its product is annotated as sulfotransferase 4A1-like. Gene Ontology annotation, biological process: sulfation. Gene Ontology annotation, molecular function: sulfotransferase activity. The record is from RefSeq and is a predicted model, not a curated record. Gene Ontology annotation, cellular component: cytoplasm. NCBI's taxonomy places the organism in Eukaryota, Metazoa, Chordata, Actinopteri, Cypriniformes, Catostomidae. The transcript is spliced from 8 exons. The coding region runs from base 153 to 971 and encodes 272 amino acids.